This is a messenger RNA of Drosophila ficusphila, 4253 nucleotides long. RefSeq names its product proteoglycan Cow (gene Cow). NCBI's taxonomy places the organism in Eukaryota, Metazoa, Arthropoda, Insecta, Diptera, Drosophilidae. The coding region runs from base 343 to 2244 and encodes 633 amino acids. Gene Ontology annotation, biological process: establishment of protein localization to extracellular region. The record is from RefSeq and is a predicted model, not a curated record. Gene Ontology annotation, molecular function: calcium ion binding; protein binding. The transcript is spliced from 11 exons.
GGCGCUCAGUUUACGUUUCGGCCGCGUCGCCUUCAGUUCUUUAGUGUUUCGUGUCCAGGCUGCACUUCAUCCGCGGAGGCGCCUGCGAUUGCAAGAGAAAGAGCAAAAACAGAAACCAAAGCCCAAAACUCAUUGUCAUUCAAAGCUUAGCAUAGUUGCUGCUCGAUUGUGUGUGAGUGUGCGUGAGUGCGUAGAACCGAAGGCGUCGGUAGUUUUCCGCAGGACCCCAGCGGAUUCCGUGAAGAGGGCGCAUCGCCUAGAAGCACUUCCUCCUCCGCAGACACCGUUGUAAUCUCCUUUUCCUGUUCCUGUUUCCGUUCCUGUUCCUCAGCGCGGACCACCAUGAAGCACUCGCCGCUGAUUGCCAGCGCUUGUCUGGCGCUGGUGUUGAUGUCAUCCAGCCUGAUUGGCAGCUCGGAGGCCAGAGCCAAGAAGAAGUACGUCGGCGAGACGGGCGGCGAUUUCGAGUUUAUCGAUGAGAUAAACAAAAACACGCAGAGCAACAAGAAUCUGGGCGAGCACAAGCGCUGGAUACACGAUCCCUCGAGUGACCUUUGCCGACCGCUGAACUGCAAGAAGCGUGAAAUUUGCCUGCUGGAGGACGAGUUCAGUGCCGUUUGCGUGUCGAAGAAGGAGCUCCACAAGAAUCGUGAUGAGAUAAUCACCAAGGCCAAGUACUUGGAGGAGGAGGCCAAGCGUCGUGUGAACCAGCAGGACAACCAGGACAGCCAGGACACCGAGGACAUCAACAACGACGACGAGGACACCAGCAGCGACGGCGGCAGCAGCAGCAGCAACUCGAACCCGGGCAGCCCCAACAAUGCCCAGGCCAAUGUCCAGGGCAACGAGGAGGCCGACGACGAAGAUAAGAGCCUCAGUCUUAGCGACGACGACGAGUCCAAGGAGGACGAUGUCUUCUACGAGAACAGCAUCGCCGCCAGCGAUAAGCAGCAGUCACAGCAGCAGCAGCAGCAACAACAGCAGCAAUCGCAGCCCCCGGCAGCCCAAUCCGCCAUUCAGCAGGACGACGACGAGGAGUUGGACAACUGCAAGCCGUGUCCUGUGGCCAAGCCAACGUUCCUGUGCGGUGCCGACAACAGGACCUACUCAUCACUAUGCAGAUUGGAUUAUCACAAUUGCAUACAUUCGACGUCCAUACGGAUCGCCUGCAAAGGAUUCUGUCCCUGCAAGGAGAACGUCGAUGGCAAGCGGCUGCAACGCAUCGGUGGCUACAACAAGUACAACAAGAAGAUCAACCUCGACCAGCAGCAGCAGCAGCAACAACAGCAGCAGCAGGCCUACAAGGACAGCAACAACAACAACAUCAUGAUGUCCAGCGGCAACAUUAUGGGCGGCAACAACAACGACUUUAAUACGAUCAUGAAUGAUAAAGAGGACAACAACAGGCACUACAACCACAUCAAUGCCCAGUACACUUUCACGCCCGAGGAGAUCAAGUAUGACAACAAGCACUACAAGUACCUCAAGUACACCGCCUACAAGAAGGACGCCAAGUAUCAGGAGGACAAGCGCAAGAUGCGAAACUACAACGAGGUGGUGGAGAAGCAACAGCAGAAGUUCAAUAAGAACAACAACUUGAAUGCUUACCCCUCGAAGUCGGCGGAGUGCAAGCCGCAGCAGCUGACGGCGAUCGGCAACAGGUUGCUGGACUGGUUCUCGGUGAUCAUGGCCGAUAGCAAGAAGCGCAGGCAGCACAGCCAGAAGUCGAAGGCCCACUUCCCGCCCGCCUGCAAGACGGAGGCGAAGUGGAUGUUCGGCCACCUGGAUCUGAACAACGACGGGCAGCUGUCGCUGCAGGAGAUGUACGACCUGGAGCACGACCAGAACGAGCGGUGCAUCAAGCCGUUCAUCGACACUUGCGACCUGGACACGGACAGCUCGAUCAACACCAGGGAGUGGUGCCGGUGCUUCGAGAAGACGGACCGCCCGUGCGCCGCCGUUCGCCGGAGAAUCGCCGGCGACUUUGCAGGUGAGAUAGGCGCCUACGCACCGGACUGCGACAUCCAGGGAUUCUACAAGCCCACCCAGUGCCACAGUUCGGUGGGAGUCUGCUGGUGCGUCGACAAACACGGAGUGGAGUUCGCCAACACACGCACACGCGGCAAGCCCAACUGCGAGUCCGUGGUUAAUAACGCCGCAUCGCUCACAUCCGAUGACGAGGACGAGGGCGCCGAUGACGAGGACAGCGCGGAGGGCAGCGCCGAUCAGAUCAUGGUCUUCUAAGCCCAGCAACAGCUCCAACUUGGGAUACCGAUUGCCCAGGGCCCUGGCGCAUCCAAUCAGCGAGCUAGCGUUAUAACAGAAAAUUAAUAUUAUUAUUAUUAUGAUUGCAAACAGAGAGAAAGCAAGAGAAACGUGGAAGUAAAAGCAAACGCAGCAGCGAAAACCCAAGCCCGAAAACAGAAACAUAAAUGUGCAGUAGCCAAGUAAGCGUUUUUGAAUAGAACUACGUAUAGCAAACAGCAGAAGCAGCAAAACACCCACACCCACACACACACACACACAUACAUUCUAACACCCUCACACACACAAUCCAAGCCGCCAAGGAUAACUAACAGGAGCCAGACGAAAAGGAGGGCGAAACUGAACAGAAAAUGUAGCAUAGUUGAAGGCGCAUCGCACGCAAAUUGGCAAAUCGCUGAUGCCAACAGUAGAAACCAGUGGAAAAACACCCCAAACCACACUUGUAUUUUUCGUUUUCAGUCAAUCAGCACAGCCACAUUUCCUCCUUUGUGUUAUCACUGUUGUUUGCACGGAUGGGUGACCUCAGUUAUCGUCCAGUUAUCCGUCUAUUUUAGCCUUUCGCAGAAGAAUUAGAUCCUUCCAAUUGUCCUCCUCUGCUUUCGCGCAAGCAAAACACGACACACGCUAAGAAUUCCGCCCAAAAAAAGUAUAUAAAAAUUUAUGUGAUAAGUUUUUGAAAUGAAUGAGAACGCGAACGAAGUAGGCAACUAACCAUCGUCACAGGCUAGCGACUCCAGGGCCCUCAGGAUCGAAGGAUUGCAGGAUUGCAGGAUCGAAGGACGAGACACAGGAACGUGUGGCCAAAAAAGUAAAGAGAGAGAGAGUAGUUUGAGAAGGGUUUUUGGUGGAAGCGAACUCAUAGUUGCAUAUGUACGAAACAUAAAUCGCGUUCAUUUAGUGUUACUUACCAGAUUUAUAGUGAGAGAUCCGGCGCUUGCAAGGCUUUGUUAGGAGGCUAACGUCGUUUGUAUCAGCACCUGCCAGGGCAAAAAACAGAAAGUCAGCACCUGCUUUUAUGUAAACCGAUUGUCAGAAAUACACCCACACCCACACACGCACUCCAGUACAUUUUGGGCAUCCAAAAUCCGGGAGGCGCAUUGAAAUUUCCACACACUCGUAGGACAUACGACAUUAACUUAAGGGAAGGACUCGGCAAGAGAUUCGAUAAACGGCAAUUCGCUUAUACAUGCAUAUAUAAAUAAAAAUAUAUAAUAUGUUUAACAUGUAAGUAUAUAAGAGGCAUAAUUAAGUGGCAGCAAACCGCAGAUCGUCAGACCGCAGCUCAUCCUCAAUUUUUUUAAUUCCGCCCUUCGAUAUUUUCCAGACGAGAGAAUUAAUAAAAUACAAAUAAUUAAAUCGGAAUUUUAACACAUUUAUGAGCGAAAAGGAUAAAAACGUAAAAAUGCUUGCAAAAAACGAAAUUAUAUAGCCAAUUGUAGUAAACAAAACCAAUGCAUAUAAAUAAACCUUUUAAUUAUAGCAAAAAUUUAUAACCAACAAAGAACAUUAAUAACAAUCAUUUGCGAUCAAGCGAAGAGUGGAGAAAAAUAUCUGUUUUCGGCUGCAUUUAAAGCAAAGAGCAAGAGAAAAUCGAAUACAAAUUAUUUGUGGUGAACACCCUAUAACUGACUAUGUACUACGAUUACGAUUGUAUUUAUGUAUGUAUUUAUGAACUUGUGUAUUAUUAUGCAAAUUGCAUUAAAUCUAGGGAACCGGAAAGGCAGCCACCAUAGAAACCGAAAACUAAUCUAGAACAGAUCUUGGCACUGAACAUUUUCCCGAACUCAGUUAUCGAACAUUGUUUUCCCGCAAUUUACUUUCAUAAAUAUCAAUUCGACAUAGAAUCAUAAUACGUACGUAAUGCAUUUGGAAAAGAUUUAAGAAUACCAUAUACUUUGAUUCGAUAGCACAGGUUUUCGUUUCUACUAACUACGAUUCGUUUAUGUAUGGAAUGAUGAAAUCAAUAAAUAUUAUUUAAUGCAAUUCAA